Bicyclus anynana (squinting bush brown) is the source of this 4645-nucleotide messenger RNA. Its product is annotated as cell division cycle and apoptosis regulator protein 1. Bases 146 to 3796 code for a protein of 1216 amino acids. Lineage: Eukaryota; Metazoa; Arthropoda; Insecta; Lepidoptera; Nymphalidae. The record is from RefSeq and is a predicted model, not a curated record. The transcript has 16 exons. Gene Ontology annotation, biological process: regulation of DNA-templated transcription. Gene Ontology annotation, cellular component: nucleus.
GGCCGCUCCGUCCGGCGUCCGCCAUUUUAAAAACAGCGUGGUUUAGGUAUUAUUGUGUUGUAAUCAAAAUAAUAGAAAAACAAUAGUUUAUUGUUACUUUAGAGUGUAAUAUAUAGUUUAUGUUGUGAUUAAUUAUUAAAGAAGAAUGCAGACAGGCAGUGGAACUAAAAAUCCACCAUGGGCCCGAUCAAAUGUGAACACAAACAUGACCGGCAUGAAUCCCCAAAUAAUGGAUCCAAACGCCGCUAUGAUGACUCAACAAGGCAUGAUGCCAUUCCAACAAUCACAGGCGGUGUUUAAUCCAAGCAUGAUGCAAGCGCAAAGUGGUAUGGCAAUGCCAAUGUCAGGGCAGAUGCAGAUGAACCAAAUGGCUCAAAACCAAAUGUAUCCAGGAAAUGUGGUAGCGUAUCCCACACCACGAGCUUUAAACCCAAACAUGUACCAAAACAGCGGCGCUAAUCAAAAUCAACAAACUAACGAGCAGCGUGUUUUCACCGGCACCGUCACAAAGACUCACAAUGACUUUGGUUUUGUAGAUCACGAUGUUUUCUUCCAAACCUCUGUGUGCGCUAAAGGGUCUAUCCCCAAAGUUAACGAUAGAGUGCUAGUGGAAGCAACCUACAAUCCUAACAUGCCGUUCAAAUGGAACGCGACGCGCGUGCAGGUGCUACCGAAGGCCGGACCGAACCAGAAAGUCAACACUCCCAAAACAAACGCGUAUAACGCAGUGCCGCCGCCGUCUAACAAAAAAACAAUUCUAUCACGUCGAGACGAUCGCAGAGAUGAUCGAGUCUCACGACGAGAUGACAGAUCCAAUACAAUGUCAAACAGGAAGAGAUCCCGUACCAGAAGCCGCUCCAGGUCUCGGGACAGGCGUGACAGUCGCAACCGUAGGGACUCUCCACCACGCAAACGUACUUUUGUACAUCAGCCGUCGCCUGCCAAAUAUGUUGUACGAAUGCCAAGAAUUCCCCUAGAUGUUCAAAAAAUUGAUGUGCCUACACUAUCUCAGAGAUACACCAAUCUGUAUAUACCUUCGGACUUCUUCAACGCAUAUGUGAAGUGGGGCGAAACAUUCCCCCCACAGGCACCGUUUUCUCUGAAUAAUCCUUGUGCAUAUCACAUCAUGAGCCGAGAUGUUCCUGAUCCUAGUCCCAAUGAUGCGGUAUUAGAACCUCCGGAUGCAGACUACAGAUUUUCAGCCAAGGUUAUGUUGAUCAGUAUGCCAACAUUAGAGAGUCUCUAUCAAAAGUGUGGUCUAACAAAAGUUGAUGAAAAGGACAAGCGUAGCAACAAAAACCCUUUGCAUCCUACUAGGUUGAUCAAAUUCCUUGUCGGGCAAAAGGGUAAGGGGGGUGAAAACUUUGCUAUAGGUGGGCCUUGGAGUCCUUCCCUAGAUGGCGAAAAUCCAGACACAGACCCUGGUGUUUUGGUCAAAACUGCUAUAAGGACUUGCAAAGCCCUUACGGGUGUCGAUUUGUCCAGCUGCGCACAAUGGUACCGAAUGGUGGAGUUUUACUACUGGCGCGAGGGCGGCGGCGGCAAAUCCCGACUAGAGUGUGUGGUGUUGUUCCUGCCAGACGUGUGGUCGGCACAGCCGUCGCGCGUCGACUGGACCACUGUCACCGACCACUAUAAGGCGGCCUGUGACGCUGCUUUGAAAAAACUAGACGGCGACCAAGAGAAGAGCUCCGGCGACGAGGCGCCGAGCGGCGAGCCCGAUGCGGCCUCCGUCGACGACGGCGCUAAGGACAAAUCGCAAAUUGAGGCAUCAGAACCAAAUAAGGAUGACAGUACCAUUACAAUAGAUGAAAAUGAUGAUGAUGACGAGGACAAGCCGGAACCAACUCAUUAUUCACAAAUUGAACUGAGAACUAUUAAAGUUGAGCAAUUGAGACAAGAACUUCGUGCACGAAACGUAAGCUGCAAAGGAAUACGGAGUCAACUGGUAUCACGCUUAUCAAAGCUACUGAAGACAGAAGAAGAAAAGGAGCAGAAGGGUGAAGAAGUCAUGGAGGUAGAAGAUGAGGACCAGGACGAGAAGAGAAUAUCAACUGCAGACAAGAAAGAAGAAAAAGAUACAGCUGAUGAGUCUGCAAUAAUUGCUGACAAAAAAGAUGUUGACGAGUCAACAGAUAAAGAUAAAAUGAAGGAUAGCAACAAAAAGGACAAUGACAAUAAGGACAAAGUUGAAGAAAAGAAAGAGAAACCAAAAACGGAAAAGGAAAUUGAGGAAGAAAAGAAAAAGUUGGAAAAGGAGAAGCUAACAUUGAAAUCGCGCUACGCAAUGCCAACGACGCCGCACAUAAUCGUGCACCCGUCCGCGACAGCCAAGGCGGGCAAAUUCAGCUGCAACGUCGCCACCGUCUCACUGUUGCUGGACUAUCGCAUCACUGACAACAAGGAGCACAGCUUUGAGCUGUUCGUAUUCGCGGAGCUAUUUAACGAAAUGCUGAUGCGCGACUUUGGGUUCUACAUCUACAAAACGCUGUACACAUUGCCUGAGAAACCAGAGAAAGUUGAUGAGUCCAAGGAAAAGGAUAAAAGUGUUGACAAGAAUGACAAAAAGGAAGAUAAGGCGAAAGUAGAUGAUAAAAAGGAGGAGAAAAAGGAUGACAAGGAGAAAAAGGACGAUAAGGAGAAAAAGGAUGACAAGGACAAAAAGGAUGACAAGGACAAAAAGGAAGAUAAGGAGAAAAAGGAUGACAAAGACAAAAAGGAUGACAAAGACAAAAAAGAAGAUAGCAAAGACAGGAAAGACGAUAAACGCAGGCGUGAUAGACGGGACUCGCACAGCGACGACGAACGCAGCCAAUCGCCGCGACGCCGCAGCCGAGGGGUGGAACUCCCCCCCGACCCGUACCUGCUGCUGUCCCUGGUGUACUUCGACACGGCGCGCGGCGGCAGCAUCGCGCGCAAGGACCUGCAGAACCUGUUCACCAGCCUCGGCCUGCAGCUGUCGCGCUCGCAAGUGCGCAGCAUACUCGAGAAAGUGUGCAUACGCGAUGUCUUCAGCUACAAGACUCUUAUUCAAGCGGUCAAAGAUUUGUCAGCGGGCUCCCAAGAAUACAUGCAAGAUUUACCACUCGACGGCACCAUUGUGACCAGUGAAAUGCCUCCACAAAUUGCCGAACUGGAGGCAACCAUAGCGGCUGGUAACAGAGAACUGCUGCCCAUAUUCAACAGAGGCAGCGAUGACGGCGAAAGUACUGCGGAAACUAAAGAUGUUAGCAACAGUGGUAUAGUUAUGUACAAGUCGCGGCUCGUGGACGUGGGCGCGCUAGUGCUGGGCGCGGCGCGCUGGGCGGGCGAGCGCGCGCGGCUCGAGACGGCGCUGCGCGACACGAGCGCCGCGCUCAAGGCGGCGCGCGCGGCCGCGGCGCGCACGCAGAAUGCGGAGCGCGGCGCGCAGUCGCAGCUGAGCGAUGUGUCGUCGGCGCUCGCUGCUGCGCGGGCGAAGAUCGCGUCGCUCACGGCCAGUUCUAAAAUAUUCCAUUCCGCACUCAAGAGCAUCCAAUCGAAAGUGGAAGCUGUGGUUAACAUCAAAUAUGAGGACGACGAUGUUGUUGAAGUCGUCAAUGGACCUAUGAAACCUGAAGAUAAGAAAGAUGUGAAAGACAUAAAGCUGUCGGUAACAGAUAAAACAGAAGGCGGUGACGAAAAUGUUACAGAGAUUAAUGAUGAUAGUGUUAAAGACCAGAAAACUGAAAAAAUUGAGGAAAAUUUAACAGACUUGGUUCAAACUAAAGAAGACAUUAUGACAACAGAGAACAUGGAUCUUGACGAUAAGGAAUGAAAAUAUAUGUGAUUUUGGAAACUUACCUACUUUAAAAAUAAAAUAAUUACAUAUUGAAAUUUGUGUCAUCUGCCCAAAUAGCAAUAUUUUUCUUGUAAAAGUAAAAAUAAAGUAUAGUUUAAAUGAGUAUGAAAGAAAAAUCAACAUCGUAAAGAAACUUGCAUACCUGAGGAUUUUCUUAAUUUUCUACAUAAUAUGUGAAGUAUGCCAAGCCAUAUUGGCCUAGUCCCUCUCAUUCUGAGAGGAGACUCGUGCUCAGCAGUGAGCCGAAUAUGGGCUGAUAAUGAUGAAUGAUAUCUGUAACUUCGAGUCUGCUCUAAACACAAGACUUAACUGCAUAUACAAAAACGUGUGUUGCAACUUAUAGGGAACUAGAAAUUUGGAUAGAAAUCUUUAUAAAAUACUUUUGAAAAUAAUAAUUUGUAUAUUAUGGUAAUAACAUGCUCAUGUUAAUGAAUGUGGACGUCAAAAAAAAUGUUUAACUAUUAAAUCUACAUAAAAAGUAUGUUAGAAUUUGGAAUAAGUUUACGGUGAUAUUCUUUAUUAUAAGUGAGCGUGAGAAUGUAAACUUGAAAAUGUGUGAUUCAAUUAUUUGUGUGAUGUGGUGCGCGCGCUGAAACUUAACGCGUUCGCUGCAGCACUGAUUUUUCUGUACGAGGUUUUUUGACCUCGUACUAAAACAAUCAGUGGUGUGAUACGAGGUCCAUCGACCUCGUACCUCUUGAAGACGUGAUAGGUACCUACGAGGUCAAUUGACCUCGUCCCGCAGUGAACGUGUUAAAUAGAUAAGUUGGUCGUGUGUGCGCGCUCUUAUUGGUAAAAGCAAUAGUAAUAAACAUGUGAAAAUUG